AGCAUCGUCAACGAUCCCUGGCCAGUUGACCCUGCCUAUUGAUAUGUAUGCUUUCUACCUCUCUUCUGGUCCAGCAAACGGCUCUUCUUGCGUUUCCUUGUAUUCGUUAUGCCCCAGGGAUCCUCAAUACUUAUCAGAGAGGCCGGGACGGCUGGAUAGGUGAAUUUCGCCUCUGGCAAAGCGGAGGCUUGUAAGCAUGUUUUCCUCCACUUUCAGAGGAACAUCGACUUCCUGAUGCCCUGGAUGCGCCCCCCGGGCAUAUAGAGACCUUUCCACCCCAUUACGAGCGGGAUAUACUCCCGCUAUAUAGGGACAAGGGGGAGGUACUGUCGAUAGUGGUCGCCUAGGGUAUAAGAGGCCCUACUGAAGAGCCUAUAUAGAGGUAAAUACAGGCCGUACAAAAGGGCUAUUGGGCGGAAAAAUGGCCCGCUGUCGAACGCCAAGCAUUCCCCCGCCUACCCCCUCCGUUUACUAUUCCAGUCAACUUACCUCACUUUCCCUUUUACUUCGUUUCUUCUAGUCAUCACCUAUCCUCUUCGGUUGCCGGCCGUUUCCCUGCAUUCCUGCUCUAUAAAAGAGCCUCCAGUCCUCCUCUAGGUGAUUUUACGCCUUCAAAAUGUCCUCCGGCUUCCCUUCCUCUUCGAACACCCCUCCUAGGAGGGUAGUUCUGCCUGCGCUUCCCGUUUUGGCUGGUGUCGCUCGUUCUAGAGCCCCCACUCCCCCUACGCCGUCCCCGUUGCCUGAAAAGGAAGCUGUGACAGGAGAUCUCGGCCUUCUAGCAGUCGGCAACAGCUCAAUCCGUCCUGGCUCCGCUCCGGCUGCUCCUCCUCCUUCUACGGCUGUAAAAAGCCCUGUCGUUGUCCAAGACGCUUCCCUUGGUGCUUCCCUCGGUGUUACACCUGCCACAGAAGACGACGUCUUCGUUUCUGCUCCUCCAACCGGUCCUCUCGUGCUUGCUGCUGCUCCGAAUGCUAUUGCACAGCGCAUUGUUCACAAUCUUCGCCCUCCCGUCGGUCCUAGAGGCCUUCAACCACGUCCGGACCGUGUUUCGCAGCUCCCAAGUGCUCGGAAUGCUCAAGGAAUGUUUCCACCCGAAGCUCUAAUCUUCGUUGCAAACCUUUCCAGCCAACGUACCGCUGAACAAUUGGAACUGUCAUGCCACCACGUGUUUGAUCAGUUCGGAACAUGUCACAUCUUCAUCAAAUACGAUCCGAGACAGCAUCCGUUUGCGUUCGUCCAGUUCGAGAAGGUUGAAGAUGCAAACAAUGCCAUGGUCUACACUACAAACUUGGUUCUUCAUGGUCGCAAGAUCCGUCUUGAGCGUGGUAAAGCCGAGCGAUCCGUCAUUCUGUCCAAGAAAGACGGUACUGCUGUCACAGAAACAGAAGCACGUCACCUUCUCGAGCGCUACGGACGAAUCGAGCUCUGUGUCCCAGCCAACUCACGUACCAACAACCUAGACGGCAUGUUCAUCAAGUUCGCCUUCUAUCUGGACUGUCAAGACGCUUUGAAGGGUCAUCCCAACUCCGCCAGCCCGUACACUCUGGUCAUCGCUCCUGCAAUGGAGCCGCGUAUGCGUGCUGGACCAAACGGAGCCCCAAUGGUUCGAGGCUUUACAGAGCCUCGCUCCACGGUCGAUACCAAGUCGAUCUUUGUCGGCAAUCUCCCAGAGACUGUCACCCGUCCAGAGCUCAACGCCAUGUUCAGCGAGUUCGGGAGAAUCAUCCAGGUCAACGUGAUCCGCAAGACGUUCACUGACGGCGGCACCAAUGUCUUCGCGUUCAUCGAAUUCGCCUACGCCCACGAGGCUGACCGUGCUGCCCUCGCUGAACGCAAUCUGCAUGGAAACAAGCUCCGAGUCGAACCAAAGGAGUAUUCAGUCCGCCGUCCCUCUCGCUGCGCUCAAUCCACCAACUCUCAAUACAAUCACGACGCUCCGAACUACUCCUACGACGAUGCUGCCUACAAUACUCGAGCUCCGGCCACCUACAACGCUCCACCAAUGUACACCAUGAAUCCAUUGGCAACUCCACCACACCACGGAUACAGCUCGGGUCUAGGCAUGCAAGGAUACGGUCAGAAUGCUGCUGCUGCCAUGCAGUAUCACACUCCACCAAGUGCUGGCUUCAUCCAGCGAAUGCUUCCGCCAGGCAUAUUCUCACCUACACCUCCUCAGUCCUACGGCUACGCUGCUCAGGCUUGGGGCGCAGGUCAGUAUGGCAUGGGCAGCAUUCAGGAGUACCCAGAGGAAGGCCACUACUGAUGCUAUGCCGGCGUUUCAAGGCGUAGAACGGUGUUUUUUUGGCGAUGGUGAACUGCUCGGAAUGAUGGUUGAAGUGCUUUUUUUCAACGGUGAAUGGCUCGGAAUGAUACUUGAAAGUGCUUUUAUGGGGGUUUCAGCAUACAGCAUAGAGGAUUCUCUACUCAUGUGCACGAAUAUGCACAAUACUAUGGGGCUGUACAUAGUGAAAUGCAUGAAGAUGCACAGCUAGAGACAUAAUGCUAUGCACU
Molecule: messenger RNA, 2511 nt
Organism: Exophiala xenobiotica
Lineage: Eukaryota; Fungi; Ascomycota; Eurotiomycetes; Chaetothyriales; Herpotrichiellaceae
Exons: 10
Coding region: 617-2263 (548 amino acids)
Cellular component (GO): cytosol
Molecular function (GO): mRNA binding
Source: RefSeq, a predicted model, not a curated record